AUGUGGGUGAAGCUGUGCUGUUUGCUGCUCUACUUCCUGGCGCUCUUCGUCCUGGCCAGGGUGUUCGAGGCCGUGGCGUGGUACGAGAGCGGUUUCCUCGCCACGCAGCUGGUGGAUCCGGUAGCGCUGAGCUUCAGGAAGCUGCGGACCAUCCUGGAGUGCCGGGGGUUGGGAUACUCGGGGCUGCCCGAGAAGAAGGAUGUGCGGGAGCUGGUGGAGAAGUCAG
Molecule: messenger RNA, 226 nt
Organism: Leptosomus discolor (cuckoo roller)
Lineage: Eukaryota; Metazoa; Chordata; Aves; Leptosomiformes; Leptosomidae
Source: RefSeq, a predicted model, not a curated record